Messenger RNA from Metarhizium acridum CQMa 102, 1473 nucleotides. RefSeq lists its product as uncharacterized. Lineage: Eukaryota; Fungi; Ascomycota; Sordariomycetes; Hypocreales; Clavicipitaceae. Gene Ontology annotation, molecular function: ATP binding; protein serine/threonine kinase activity. Gene Ontology annotation, biological process: peptidyl-serine phosphorylation; regulation of autophagy. Gene Ontology annotation, cellular component: cytoplasm. The record is from RefSeq and is a predicted model, not a curated record.
AUGGCUCAAAAACCCCCCCAUCCAAAAACACUAUUCCAUCUUGUACCAAUCAAUCAGGUCGCCCACGAGGCCCUCCUGCACCCGGACAAUAAACGAUUCGUGUCAAGCUCUCGUGAGGGCCCGUCUGGCCUUGAAGUUGGCUAUCAUGUCUCGUCCAUCCCUCAAGGCCAUGUCAUCACUAGACUCGGACGAAAUGCUGAUCUGAUUCUCCCGCAAAGCAAACUCAGUCAUCCUAUGUCUGCAGUUCACGUCGCUUUUGAGAUCAAUCCUGCCACCCACCUUGUCAUUCUGUCUGUCCGAUCGAAACGGAUCUCAUCAGUCACAUUUGCAGUACUGGAGGACGGCGCCUCAAAUGGCCCAGGACAACCAAGUCCUGAAGAGAAGGAAGUCCUAGAAGGUAAUGCAACGGGACGACUAAUCACCGGCGAUGGUGUUAUUCUCUACAAGCAGAGUUAUCAGAUCUCCAUUGCAUUAUACGAGUUCAAGUUGUUUUGGUUAUAUGAUAACGAGGAGACAAUGAAAACCCUCACUAUUCAAGACUAUCAGACAUCAUUGCAACUGUUACAGGACGUUCGAUCGCGUGACCGUCCGACGGAAAUCGGUAACUCAGAGGUACUUUCAUGGCACAUAACUAGGCUAAAUACGGUGAAGGGUUCUCAUUUUCAAGAUAUCGCGCAUAUUCGAGAAGUGGAAGGCGAGGGAGCUUUCGGUACAGUCUACAGAGCGGUCGACGAGAUCUCAGGCCAUAGAUUUGCUAUCAAAGUGGUUAAGCUUGACAAAUUCGGCGACGUUGAUGCAGCUCGAGCCCUGCUCCAUAGGGAAAUCAAGGUCCUGGAAAGGUUAAGCCACCCGCACAUUAUCGAAUUUCUAGGCCAACGAGACUUCCACACUCCCAAUCCGGAGAUCUUUAUGCCGCUACGAGAAGGUUCUCUGACCACGUUUAUGCGGACUAUCCCGAUUCCCAACAAUGAACAGCUCUGCAUGGACGUGUUGGGACAGAUGCUCAGCGCCCUCGACUACCUGGCAAGCGAGGAUCUGGUUCAUCGGGACUUGAAGCCCGACAACAUUCUCUAUUACACCUUGCCCGACAACGGUGGCAUCCGAUUCCAGCUGGCCGACUUUGGGUUCGCCAAUCACCACUCGCUGGCCAAAUCGAUCUGUGGCACCGGCUAUUACCAGGCUCCCGAGCUCGACUCUCAGUUCAAAGAGUUUCCGCCCCACACGUCUGACUAUGGCAUUAUUCUGAGCGCACUAGAAGCCAAAGCCCCGCAAUCAUUCCUCGAGCCCAUGGGAAGGCUGCAUCCAGAUCGCUGGGGCAUCGGCGGCGCAGAUGCUUGCCUUCUACUUCGACGGCAAGGGCUUAACAGCACCCCGAUCGAAAAUUGCCCCCAUCGAACCCAACACCGAGAAGGUUCCGCAGGCAAGUCCUUCGCCAGCCGCGGGGCCAAGCAGAACCACACAGACGAGGAAUGA